Perognathus longimembris pacificus (Pacific pocket mouse) is the source of this 3812-nucleotide messenger RNA. It is a transcript of the gene Naa35, whose product is annotated as N-alpha-acetyltransferase 35, NatC auxiliary subunit. The coding region runs from base 342 to 2516 and encodes 724 amino acids. Gene Ontology annotation, biological process: N-terminal peptidyl-methionine acetylation. Gene Ontology annotation, cellular component: NatC complex. NCBI's taxonomy places the organism in Eukaryota, Metazoa, Chordata, Mammalia, Rodentia, Heteromyidae. The transcript is spliced from 24 exons. The record is from RefSeq and is a predicted model, not a curated record.
AAGGGGCGGAGCCCAGGGGCAUCAGCUAUCCCCCUGCUUCGCGUGUCCGAUAGCCCCGUCCCCCCUCGUGUGGCGGGCCUUGGGAACGCUGAGCACCCCUGUGGCCCCCGCCUUCCCGCUUCGCCCCAAGUACGACCUUGGUGCUCUGCGGGGCCCACGGAACUCUGAGGCCCCGGUCGGGCCCGGUACUACUGGGUGAAGACCCCGUGCCAGGAGCGCCGUCCGCCCUUCUUCCCGCGCGACUACAGCCUCGUCCUUGCUACCGCACCCCUUUGGGGCCGGGGUUGGGCCAUACUCACCACAGCGAAGCGGACGUGGAGCGGGUCCCCGUCGCCGGCAUAAUGGUUAUGAAAGCUUCUGUCGAUGAUGAUUCAGGUUGGGAGCUCAGUGUCCCUGAAAAAAUGGAAAAAGGCAAUACAAACUGGGUGGACAUAACUCAAGAUUUUGAAGAAGCUUGUCGAGAGCUGAAGUUGGGAGAACUGCUUCAUGAUAAACUAUUUGGUCUUUUUGAAGCCAUGUCUGCUAUUGAAAUGAUGGAUCCCAAAAUGGAUGCUGGCAUGAUUGGAAACCAAGUGAAUCGAAAAGUUCUCAAUUUUGAGCAAGCUAUCAAGGAUGGCACCAUUAAAAUCAAAGACCUCACCUUGCCUGAAUUGAUAGGGAUAAUGGAUACAUGUUUCUGCUGUUUGAUAACAUGGUUAGAAGGCCAUUCCUUGGCACAGACAGUAUUUACGUGCCUUUAUAUCCAUAAUCCAGACUUUAUAGAAGAUCCUGCCAUGAAAGCUUUUGCUCUGGGAAUCUUGAAAAUCUGUGAUAUUGCAAGGGAAAAAGUUAAUAAAGCUGCUGUUUUUGAAGAGGAAGAUUUUCAGUCAAUGACGUAUGGAUUUAAAAUGGCUAACAAUGUGACAGAUCUUCGAGUUACAGGCAUGCUAAAAGAUGUGGAGGAUGAUAUGCAAAGAAGAGUAAAGAGUACUCGAAGUCGACAAGGAGAAGAAAGAGAUCCAGAAGUUGAACUAGAACACCAGCAAUGUUUAGCUGUCUUCAGCAGAGUGAAAUUUACUCGUGUAUUACUAACAGUGCUUAUAGCAUUUACUAAGAAAGAGACCAGUGCUGUUACAGAAGCUCAAAAAUUGAUGGUUCAAGCAGCAGAUCUUCUGUCUGCCAUUCAUAAUUCAUUACACCAUGGCAUCCAGGCCCAGAAUGACACUACAAAAGGAGAUCAUCCAAUUAUGAUGGGUUUUGAACCCCUUGUGAAUCAGAGGCUACUUCCACCUACCUUCCCUCGAUAUGCAAAAAUAAUUAAAAGGGAAGAAAUGGUUAACUAUUUUGCAAGACUAAUAGAUAGAAUAAAAACUGUAUGUGAGGUUGUGAACUUAACAAAUUUACAUUGUAUCCUGGAUUUUUUCUGUGAAUUUAGUGAACAGUCACCAUGUGUUCUUUCAAGGUCUCUGUUACAAACCACUUUCCUAGUGGAUAACAAAAAGGUCUUUGGAACUCAUCUCAUGCAAGACAUGGUGAAAGAUGCCCUUCGGUCUUUUGUCAGCCCUCCGGUGCUUUCCCCCAAGUGCUGCCUGUAUAAUAAUCACCAGGCUAAGGACUGUAUUGACUCUUUCGUGACUCACUGUGUUCGGCCUUUUUGUAGUCUUAUUCAGAUCCAUGGACAUAACAGAGCUCGUCAGAGAGAUAAGCUUGGUCAUAUUCUUGAGGAAUUUGCUACCUUGCAAGAUGAGGCAGAGAAGGUUGAUGCAGCACUUCACACUAUGCUGUUGAAACAGGAACCCCAAAGGCAACAUUUGGCCUGUUUAGGAACCUGGGUCCUUUACCAUAACCUUCGAAUUAUGAUACAGUAUCUCCUAAGUGGCUUUGAGUUGGAACUCUAUAGCAUGCACGAAUACUACUACAUAUACUGGUAUCUCUCUGAAUUCCUUUAUGCAUGGUUGAUGUCAACACUGAGUCGUGCUGAUGGGUCUCAAAUGGCAGAAGAAAGGAUAAUGGAAGAGCAACAGAAAGGCCGUAGCAGUAAAAAAACAAAGAAAAAAAAGAAAGUUCGCCCAUUGAGCCGUGAGAUCACAAUGAGCCAAGCCUAUCAGAACAUGUGUGCUGGAAUGUUUAAGACCAUGGUAGCAUUUGACAUGGAUGGCAAAGUGCGCAAACCCAAAUUUGAGCUUGAUAGUGAACAAGUGCGGUAUGAGCAUAGGUUUGCUCCGUUCAAUAGUGUGAUGACACCACCACCAGUGCACUAUCUACAAUUCAAGGAAAUGUCUGAUCUCAAUAAAUAUAGCCCUCCUCCUCAGUCUCCAGAGCUGUAUGUGGCAGCUAGUAAGCACUUUCAACAGGCAAAAAUAAUAUUGGAAAAUAUUCCCAGCCCAGACCAUGAGGUCAAUAGAAUUUUAAAGGUUGCCAAACCCAACUUUGUGGUUAUGAAGUUAUUGGCAGGAGGUCACAAAAAAGAGUCAAAGGUUCCUCCAGAAUUUGAUUUCUCUGUUCACAAAUAUUUCCCUGUUGUGAAACUUGUUUGAGAGACUGAAAAGGGCUGGCCACCUUAUCUGAGUUGCAGGCUGGGCUCUGGGAAGAGGCCAGCAUGAGUACCACCCUCAACCUCUAACUUGGAACAUACUCAAAGCACCACCCUGACACCACAUAACACACACAAGGGGAUCUGGAGCUGGAGAAGCAAUGAAGCACAGCAUUCCUUAUCUCAGCUGAAAGAGCAAAUGAAAACUUUACUUAAAUAACUCCCAACAAACCCACAGCCACAGAUGGUAGACAAGCAUACAGGGGCUUCAAAACAGAGAGGCAGCAGCUUCCUGAGGAGCUGACAGCACAGAUUAUCCACCAUGCCUGGACCUUUCAGCCUACAAAGAAGAAACACUGGUUCACUUGCUCUCAACCUGCCAAGUUAAGCACCAAGGGCCUCUCUCUCAGCAGUGUGAAUGAAGUCAGUUGCUCACAUUCCAUUUCUGUAGCAGUAAAUGGAACUCAGUACAAAGUUGAAGGCUUGAGACACAGGUUAUGCAGAUUGUGUUACUUCCUGGGAGCCCCAGGUAGUCCAUUUCCUACAUGUACACACUGAAUAUCUCAGCAUUAAUUGGGACUGAACUGUAGGCACAUAGAGGACUUGGCUCAAUUGUUGACUUCACUACCAUUAGGAUUCCUGGGCUUAAUCCAGGACCCUAUCAAGGUGGGUGAUCUCAUUGUCCAGGACACUGACCACCCCUCUGAGUAUAGCUACUACAUUUGCAAACUUUCCUCAUGUGUGCAGAUGACACUGUGAGUAGUUCAUCUCCUGAGCUGACUCUAGGGAGAAAGAUGAAUGAAUGCAUGAUCAUGUAGUAAUGUCUGCACAGAUGAAGAAGGAAAAGUGGGAAUGUGUGCUGCCUGAUGACCCAGCAAAAACAAGACUUGUGGAAGCUAGACCUUUCUACUGGCUUCUGUGGUCUCUUCACUGCCUUCUAGAAAAGAUUAACCAGACAAAGUGAGGUAAUGGUAGUAUGCAAUUAUGCCUGAAGGGCCUAUUAAUUCUUAUAAACAGAAUGCAUAACUGUGUAUCCACAUGUGAGUUUGCUAACCAAGUAUCAAGACGUUUUCCUCAAAUUCUCAGAAGGGGUCUGUCAUCCAAAGUGAAGGACAGCUAGCUCUUUCCAGCUUCCAACACUCCACAAACAACAUCCAGAAAAAUUCCUGCAUCUGAACAGGGCUCUGGACACAACUAGUAAGACAGAUGGAGUCAGCCAAAAAAGCUGUCAGUGGAGGCCCUCCAUCCCACUGCCCACUGCCUGAUCACCCUGUUCUGGUUGGUUUCCAGCUAAGUCAAC